This is a messenger RNA of Prorocentrum cordatum, 708 nucleotides long. The record is from the annotation of a GenBank genome assembly. Lineage: Eukaryota; Dinophyceae; Prorocentrales; Prorocentraceae.
GCUCCGUACUUCCGGUGGACCAUGGUCAAGGCCGAUUGGAUGCACGCGGCCGAUCUAGGGAUCCUCGUCUACGAAUUGGCAGAAUCAUGGUGGUCGAUGCUUCCUGAGCUCGGAGAUACGGACAGGAAGAUCUCGCGAGAAACUGGCUUGGGUAUCCUGAAGCGCCGUCUGCGGCAGCACUAUCGUGAUACGAAGUGCGCCAGCCGCUUGCCGUUGAAGCGGUUCGGCUUGACUAAGAUUCGAGCCAGACAAAGGCAUCCGAAGUUGAAGGCAAAGGCCGGGCAAGCAAGAAAGCUCUUGGGCUUCACCGUGGACCUGGCCAGAGAAUGCCAGGACAAGAACGAUGCUAUCGGCGCGGCUCGGCUCCAGUCCCUCGAAUGCUUGUCUGAAGUGUACGACAUCGCUAAUAAGGCCGAGCUGCAGGCCCACGAGCUCACGAGGUGGCGGUACUUGAUGCACCUCCACAAUUAUUACUAUGCGAAGUGCGGCUACCGGUUCUAUCCGAAAUUCCACUACAUUAUGCACUUGCCGCAACAAUGCGAGCAAGGAGGGGUGGCCCGAUCGUUCUGGGUUUACGGGGAGGAGACAAAGAACAUGUUCGUCAAACGGCUGUUCAACAUCUGCUCCAAAGGCCACGGGCUGUGCGCAUCCAUGCUCGAGCGCCUGCAGUGGCAGCAGGCUCUGCGGAGCAAGAUUGCCGCCCGCUGA